Molecule: messenger RNA, 2690 nt
Organism: Rattus rattus (black rat)
Lineage: Eukaryota; Metazoa; Chordata; Mammalia; Rodentia; Muridae
Gene: P2rx5
Product: purinergic receptor P2X 5
Biological process (GO): monoatomic cation transmembrane transport; response to ATP
Cellular component (GO): plasma membrane; nuclear inner membrane
Molecular function (GO): ATP binding; purinergic nucleotide receptor activity; extracellularly ATP-gated monoatomic cation channel activity
Source: RefSeq, a predicted model, not a curated record
GAUUCUGCCUCUAUUUCCCCACCGGGUUCCUCUUGAGCAAGUCCCGUGGGAGGAGGUAGGGGCGGGUGAGACGCCUUGGAAAGCACCUUCCCCUCCCUCGCCUCCUCCGCACUCCGUGCGCGCGUCCUUAGAAGCCAGUGGCUGGAGGCUCAGCCGGGUGGUGUCGCCGUGUCAGCGGAGGCGGCCGCAUCCCAGGCUAGGCGAUCGCCGCCCGCCGCAGUCCAGCUCUCCGCGGCAGGGAUCCUCCGGGCCUCCCGGUGCUCGCGCCCGGGUCUGCGCGUCUGGUCUCUCCAGCUCAUGCCCUUUGGAGCCGCGCGCCCCGGGACUGCGGCAGCGCACACAGAGUGCUCGGUUGGCUGCAGGGCAGCGGGAGGAGGCGGCCGCCAGAGUGAGCUGGAGGCAUGGGCCAGGCGGCCUGGAAGGGGUUUGUGCUGUCUCUGUUCGACUAUAAGACUGCAAAGUUCGUGGUCGCCAAGAGCAAGAAGGUGGGGCUGCUCUACCGGGUGUUGCAGCUCAUCAUCCUGUUGUACUUGCUCAUAUGGGUGUUUCUGAUAAAGAAGAGUUAUCAGGACAUUGACACUUCCCUGCAGAGUGCUGUGGUCACCAAAGUCAAGGGGGUGGCCUAUACUAACACCACGAUGCUUGGGGAACGGCUCUGGGAUGUAGCAGACUUUGUCAUUCCAUCUCAGGGGGAGAACGUUUUCUUCGUGGUCACCAACCUGAUCGUGACUCCUAACCAGCGGCAGGGCAUCUGCGCUGAGCGUGAAGGCAUCCCUGAUGGCGAGUGUUCUGAGGACGAUGACUGUCACGCUGGGGAGUCCGUUGUAGCUGGGCACGGACUGAAAACUGGCCGCUGUCUCCGGGUGGGGAACUCUACCCGGGGCACCUGUGAGAUCUUUGCUUGGUGCCCAGUGGAGACAAAGUCCAUGCCAACGGAUCCACUUCUAAAGGAUGCCGAAGGCUUCACCAUUUUCAUAAAGAACUUCAUUCGCUUCCCCAAGUUCAACUUCUCCAAAGCCAAUGUACUAGAAACAGACAACAAACAUUUCCUGAAAACCUGUCACUUCAGCUCCACAAAUCUCUACUGUCCCAUCUUCCGACUGGGGUCUAUUGUCCGCUGGGCAGGGGCAGACUUCCAGGACAUAGCCCUGAAGGGUGGUGUGAUAGGAAUCUAUAUUGAAUGGGACUGUGACCUUGAUAAAGCUGCCUCUAAAUGCAACCCACACUACUACUUCAACCGCCUGGACAACAAACACACACAAUCCAUCUCCUCUGGGUACAACUUCAGGUUCGCCAGGUAUUACCGUGACCCUAAUGGGGUAGAGUUCCGUGACCUGAUGAAAGCCUACGGCAUCCGCUUUGAUGUGAUAGUUAAUGGCAAGGCAGGAAAAUUCAGCAUCAUCCCCACAGUCAUCAACAUUGGUUCUGGGCUGGCGCUCAUGGGUGCUGGGGCUUUCUUCUGCGACCUGGUACUUAUCUACCUCAUCAGGAAGAGUGAGUUUUACCGAGACAAGAAGUUUGAGAAAGUGAGGGGUCAGAAGGAGGAUGCCAAUGUUGAGGUUGAGGCCAACGAGAUGGAGCAGGAGCGGCCUGAGGAAGAACCACUGGAGAGGGUUCGUCAGGAUGAGCAGUCCCAAGAACUGGCCCCGAGUGGCAGGAAGCAGAAUAGCAACUGCCAGGUGCUUUUGGAGCCUGCCAGAAAGGCCAUGCCUGCCAGAGCCCCUGACUGCCCCCUCUCUGCCUCGUGCACGACUCCCUCAAGGUUCGGCCUCCAGGAGAAUGCCAUCGUGAACAUGAAGCAGUCACAGAUCUUGCAUCCAGUGAAGACGUAGCCAGAGCUCUCGGCAGAGAACAGAUUCGAUGACUGGGCCAGGACAGGCCACAGCUCUGAACUGGCGAGAGGCAUCUCGGUGGGGCCUGCUCAGGAUGAGGCUUCUGAGAAAAGCCCCUCAACUCCACCCAGUUAGGGUGGGAUCCUGCUGCAAACUUUUUUGUUUCACGGAAGGCCUCCUGGUGGCCUAAGUGGCUCAGGAUGCAGGAAGGAGGCCCUGGGGCAGGCCCUCAGGGAAGGGGCAGGCCUGGGGUUUCAGUUGGUUUCCGUUCCUGACUCUGAGCCCGCUGGACAUGCGUUUAUUUACACAGGCAUUUACACAUGCGUUUAUUUACACACUUACUGGUGCAUGCAGCACUUUAGCCUGACCUGAGAGGCUUGAGAUGCUGACCUGGCCCCAGGGUAGAGGGCACACAUGUUAACUCUCACCAGAGACAUCAUAGUCAGCCCCACCAGCCUGGCUUCCUCCAGCCUCUAGCCCAGACUUUUUGACAGGUCCCCAACAAGAAUGAUGGUUGCUCAGAAAAAGCUAUUGGAUGACAUCCAGGAGACACUUAGCUUCGCCCCCAGAUGUAAGAUGUAAAGCUGGCCAAGGAGGCACCUGGAAAAUAACUUAGGGAAGAGCAAACUCCCGGGGCUCUUAGGUAAGAUUGGAGAGGGGAGGCAAGUAAGCCACUAGCCUGCUCCAGCCACUACCCGAAGCCUAGAGUAGCUCUGGAAAACUGACUUGCCCAGGUGAGAUGGACUUGUGCGGUUCAGCUCUUGCUGCUUGGUGGUGCUGGGGGUCUCUGUCUGACUUCCUUCUGCUCCCAGAAGCUCAGCCUUGAUAUGCUGAGAUAAAGGAUGAUUUUCACUGAAA